Molecule: messenger RNA, 771 nt
Organism: Pieris brassicae (large cabbage white)
Lineage: Eukaryota; Metazoa; Arthropoda; Insecta; Lepidoptera; Pieridae
Product: putative odorant-binding protein A5
Exons: 5
Coding region: 35-769 (244 amino acids)
Source: RefSeq, a predicted model, not a curated record
GUUGAAGUUGUGUUACUGUGAAGCUUAAAGGAAAAUGCUUUCUUUACUAUUUUUAAUUGGUAUACAUGGAACUAUUGGGCACACUGUGCACAACAAAGAGUGUACAUGUAUUGGGAACUACUUGAAAGUAGAAAAUACUAAUUUAUCUGUGUCAGAGGCGUUUGAGAAAUAUGACAUUACUCCUAAAUACUUACCAGUCCCACCGAAAUAUUUAUUAGAGGGCAAAUUGGUUUCAGCUGAUGUUAAACUAGGAAACUUUGUACCACCAAUCAGAACUGCCGAUCCAGAGAUAAAAUAUUCGAAAGGAAAAAAUUAUGUUAAUUACACCAUUUUUAUAAUAGAUAUAGACGGCCCGGGUUGUGACCCUUAUAAAGGCUACCUAGUCAGCCUUGUUAUAAAUGUGCCCAAGAGCGAGAAUAAUCUUAUACUAUCUGGAGACUCUAUUGUACCUGUGAGCCCACCCAUGGUCAAACUAGGCAGCGGAAUUCAUCGGACAGUUGGUUUGCUGUACGAGCAGGAAGAAUGGAUAAACCCUGAUAACAUAGAAUUAUUUGAGCUGGCAAGGACAAGAAAUAUAAACCUCUGGACGUUCACAAAGAAAUACCACCUCGUGGACCUCGUAGCUGGGAACUUCUAUCGUACUGAACUCGACUACUGUGCUGACUGGAAGAAGGAAGAUCUGAACGAUGAUGUAAAUAAACGAUGUGAACGAUUCUGUAAAUUUGUCUCCAACGACGAUGAAAACAAUGAUUUAAAAUGCAAAAAUUAAAU